Molecule: messenger RNA, 946 nt
Organism: Cajanus cajan (pigeon pea)
Lineage: Eukaryota; Viridiplantae; Streptophyta; Magnoliopsida; Fabales; Fabaceae
Source: RefSeq, a predicted model, not a curated record
AUGGCUUCUGCUGCACAAGGUGAUAAUGGGCAGGGGCUUGUGGUUGUAGUGCAGACAAUCCCAUUUGCCUGGAAUCUCAUUACAGCUGGUUAUGUUGAACAAUCUGUAUAUGGGGUAGUGGUCAACACACUCGGUCUCCUGUUUAUUGGGAAGCUGCUUGAGCCAAUAUGGGGUUCCAGGGAGUUCUUUAAAUUCAUCUUUGUGGUUAAUCUUCUAACUUCAGUAUGUGUAUUCAUCACUGCUAUUGCCUUGUACUACAUUACGAGGCUGGAGACUUACCUUUACUUUCCAAUUUCCGGAUUUCAUGGAGUUAUAUCUGGUUUCUUGGUUGGCAUCAAGCAAAUUAUACCAGAUCAAGAGCUCCCUUUUAUCAAGAUAAAAACAAAGUGGUUGCCAUCUAUCACUUUAUUGCUUUCCAUUGCUAUUAGCUUCUGGACACUAGAGGCUACGGCAUAUCUUCCAACCAUUAUAUCUGGCACAUAUAUAAGCUGGAUUUACCUUAGAUACUGGCAGAGGAAACCAGAAACAAAACAUAGGGGUGACCCAAGUGAGGAUUUUGCAUUCUCCACAUUUUUCCCAGAAUUUUUAAGACCGGUCAUAGACCCUAUUGCAUCAAUAUUUCACAGAAUGCUGUGUGGAAGAUCUGAUACUUCUAAUGACGGUCAAGGCUACACUGUGGAAAGUGAGCCUUUGCCAGGUUCAGACUCAAUUGAGGCAUCUAGGAGACGAGAAAGAGGUGCUCGAGCGCUGGAAGAACGAUUGGCUGCAGAGAGGUUGGCUGCUGCGCGACGUGAGUUGCAAAGAGAAGCUGAGGAAAAUGUAUAAUUCCCCAGCUUUUGUAAAUUCGGAUCAGUUCAGCCAAUAUGAAACUAUUAGGAGUGAUAUUUUCAAAGGUCGUACAGUAAUUAGAAAUUUUGGUUUAGAUGAAGGAAUAUUUUAAUGUGCA